CUGGAAGCUGCAUUAAAUUAAGGCCAAAAGAAUACACAUCUCCAUGCUUUGCUUUUUAUCAGCGAUGGUGGUGGUGGACGAAACAAAGCCAGAAUCUGCACCCCACCUUCUUCUAUGCUCCUUUUUCUUCUGUCUCCCAUCUUCUACUGCUGUAUCACUCAGUUUAAAUUCCAUGUAACUUGUUGCUAAUCAGUAUUACCUUCUCUCUUGAGGGAGAUUAGAGGAUCAGCAAUCCGAAAAUUGGAACUCAGCUGCUGAUUUUUCAGCUUGUUAGCUUCGCAGAUUUUUGUUCUGAAGCUAUCUGAGCUGAAUAACAAGAUGGGUAUUGGUAACCAGCAGGCUAUCGGGCAGAUGCAAGCUCUGAUGGAAAACGUGGAUGAGCAACUGAAGAACACGUUUGAGAACAUGCACCAGGGCUAUCCAACUGAAUCAUUUAUACAGUUUCUCAAAGCAAGGGACUGGAAUGUUGCCAAGGCACAUAAAAUGUUAGUUGAUUGUUUGAAAUGGAGAGUGGAAAAUGAGAUUGAUACCGUCUUGGCGCAGAGACCUAUCCCUGCUGACUUGUGUAGAGCUGUACGAGAUUCUCAGCUCAUAGGAAUGUCUGGUUACACAAAAGAGGGUUUACCUGUCAUUGCUGUUGGUGUUGGGCUCAGCACUUAUGACAAAGCACCGGAGCACUACUAUGUACAGUCACACAUCCAAAUGAACGAGUAUAGGGAUCAAGUGAUAUUGCCAAAAGCUACAAAGAAGCAUGGCCGAUUCAUUGGCACCUGUGUGAAAGUCUUUGAUAUGACUGGUUUAAAAAUAUCAGCAUUGAACCAAUUGAGGCUUCUGACUGCAAUGUCUACCAUAGAUGACUUGAACUAUCCAGAAAAGACAGACACAUACUAUAUAGUUAACACGCCGUAUGUAUUCUCUGCAUGUUGGAAGGUUGUAAAACCUCUUUUGCAAGAAAGAACAAGAAGGAAGAUCCAGGUGCUGCAAGGUUGUGGGAGAGAUGAGCUACUCAAGGUUAUGGACUUUGCAUCUCUCCCACACUUUUGCAGAAAGGAGAGUUCAAAGUCAUCUCGACAGAACAAUAAGGCAGCAGGAACUACUGAAAAUUGCUUCUCCUUUGAUCAUGCUUUCCAUCAAGAGCUCUAUAAUUACAUCAAUCAGCAAACUGCAGUUAGGAAGUCCUUUUCACCAACGAGACGGGGAUCUUUCCACGUGGACUUGCCAGAGCCAGACCCAGAUGAUGCCAGAAUUGCCAGAACCAUUGAAACACAGCUCCACAGGCUGGGAAAUCUGAAUGGUCUUAUAGUUAAUAGUAAUUGAAGUCAUUGAAGCCCUGAGAAUACUUACUGGCAACACUUUUCUGUACUCUUUCAGAACUCAAGGCACUUACAGUUAAGCGCUUUAUGACCCCUUUUCAUAAAAGGUGCUACACUUCAAAAAAAAAGAAAAAAAGAAAAAAAGAGUUAUACCAACUUCUUGGAUGUAAUACUGAAAUGUCUGCAUCAGUUCGAUGCAGGCUAUAUAUAUGUGGGUAAAAUACCUUAAUUAAUAAAACCUUGUGAGUCAUUAGUAUUCUCAAUAAAGAAUU
Messenger RNA from Prosopis cineraria, 1585 nucleotides. RefSeq names its product phosphatidylinositol/phosphatidylcholine transfer protein SFH9-like. The transcript has 11 exons. The coding region runs from base 319 to 1317 and encodes 332 amino acids. The record is from RefSeq and is a predicted model, not a curated record. NCBI's taxonomy places the organism in Eukaryota, Viridiplantae, Streptophyta, Magnoliopsida, Fabales, Fabaceae.